Culex quinquefasciatus (southern house mosquito) is the source of this 3692-nucleotide messenger RNA. RefSeq names its product probable RNA helicase armi (gene armi). The transcript is spliced from 2 exons. NCBI's taxonomy places the organism in Eukaryota, Metazoa, Arthropoda, Insecta, Diptera, Culicidae. Gene Ontology annotation, molecular function: helicase activity; ATP hydrolysis activity. The record is from RefSeq and is a predicted model, not a curated record. The coding region runs from base 26 to 3589 and encodes 1187 amino acids.
UGUGAGAAGAGUGAGUGAGCGAGAGAUGUGGCGGUUAAUUUCGGCGGUGAAAGGGUUGGUGGUCGGUGGGCAGCAGGAAACACAGGAGGACAAGAUUCGGCGGCUGGAGGCGCAGGUCGCCGACGAGGACGAGGUGGACGGAGAGGCCGAGCGGCAGCGGUUGGAGGAGCAACGCCGGCAGGAGCAGAACAAGCCUACGAAUUGCUUUCAGCAGACGGGCUCCAUCACCAAGGUCGAGGCAGAUUACGUCGUGAUCGACUCGAAUCUGUACGUGAAGAAGAAGGUCCUGCAAGACUGUCCCUUCCGGCAGCAGCUCGAGGUGGGCAGCAAGGUGUCCUACCUGGCGUAUCGCAGCGCCGACGAUGACGAGUUCCGGGUGACGAAGCUGGAGUGCCUGCUGGACGAUGGUUGGGGCGAGGAGAGCAAGCAAGCACCGACCACGGUCGACGAGGAAAACACCCAGCUGAUGAAGGAGCUGGCGCCGACCUACUUCAACUACAACCAGCGCAGCGAACAGGGCACGGUCACGGCAAAGCGUAACGGGUUGCUCACGGUGGAAACGGAUUUGCGUGAAAUCCCGGUCGAAAUGGACGAUGUCGAGUUGACGUUCAUUCCGGAGCGGGGUGAUUACGUCGUGCUCGAGUGCAUGGUACAGAUCGACGAGUCGUACUUUGACACGCGCGGGGACAUUUUGGAGGUGAAGAAGAUCUCCCCGACCCGGUUGGUGCGCGGUUCUGGGCUCGUGAGCAAGGCCGACGAGCGCGGAGGUGAAAUCAUGACCGACGAUGGCAAGUACUACUACUGCGUGGAAAACUGCGAAGAAGCGGCCAAGCCAAGUCACGGCGAUCGCGUGGUUUUCGAAGCGGUUGAAAAUGCCGAACUGAACUACCGCUGCACCAAGGUGGUGAUCGAGAAGGCGGCGCCCAAGACGGUGGAAACGGCCAAGGCGUCGCAAGCGCAGCGCGAUCCGGACUUUUUCGACGAUAAGCGCGGCAUCAAAAUUACCGACCCGCUGCAGGUCAAGCUGAGCGAGUUGAACGAGACCAAAAAGAUCGACGUGAUCAUCAAGAAUGAAGCAAGACAUCAGCACAAAAUCCUGUUCAUCUCGAUCACCACCAGCCGGCAGACGUCCCAGCUGACGUUGCUGUCUCCCCUCGAGAAGGAGCACUUUAUCCAAUCCGGGGAGUCGAUCAAGUACUGCUUCGAAGUCACCGCCAAGAACUACGGCAUCAGCAAGGAGGUCGUGUACUGGCGCUUUGGUGGAGGCUUCAAGAUUGGUCGGUGCAUCACGAUAGCGGUGGGAGAUUCCGAAAUUAUCGUGGCCCAACCGACCAACGAGGGAACAACGCAGGCCCGAUCAAAGGCUGGAGUGCACCGGUUGGCAGCGUGGAACGAGUACAAGCGCGGCGGUGAGAUCACGCCCGGCCAGAAGAUCAGCAAACGGGCCAACUUUAUCGACAUAAAAAUCGGCGGGUACCAAGUUCCGGACAACCUGAAGGAAAUCCUGCUCAACCCAUCCUUUACCAAGAAUCAAAUCGACGAAGAGCUGAUGCGUACUCAGCGCUGCCUCCAGCUGCAAGCGCUCACACCGGAAAACUACAAGGCACUGUUCAAGCUGUUCCUCUGGAUGGAGGACAUUCAGUGCGAGAUCACCAUUAAAAAGUUCAACCUCGAUCGGGCACACUUUACCCGAGAAGACAGUUACCUCGCGUUGCGCAUCGAAAACGUAGGCGAAACCCGGCCUUCCCUCAUCCCGGGAGAUCGUCUGGUAGCGACAGCGCCGUGCAACAACAACCAAAUGGAACCCGGAAACGGUGCCGUCAUCCACAAGGUGCUCAAGCACAAGAUUUUGGUCAAAUUCAGCGAGCACUUCCACGCCAAGUACAACGGCGAAGACUUCAAGGUGACGUUCCAGCAUUCGCGCGGUGCCUUCCAGAAACAACACCACGCCAUCAACUGCGUAACGUCCGCCAUGACGCUGGACUACCUCUUUCCGACGAAAACGACCAUCCGCGAACCGUGGGUUGACGUCAAGAUAAACGAGAACGGCAACCUCGCAACGACCGAGUACGACAACGAGUUCAAGUGGUACAAUCCGUCGCUCAACAACAUCCAAAAGGACGCCAUCAAGAACAUUCUCCGCGCGGAGGCUCGCCCUCUCCCGUACGUGAUCUUCGGCCCACCAGGAACCGGCAAAACGAUGACCCUGAUCGAGCUGAUCCACCAAAUCGUGAAACUCUCCGCCGACAGCCGCAUCAUGGUCGGCACCCCUUCCAACAGUUCGGCAAACCUCAUCACCGAGCGGCUCAUCAACGCCAACGUCCUCCGACCCGGCGAGUUCAUUCGAAUCGUUGGCCUCAACUACGUCGAGCAGGAACUCAUCCCGGAACAUCUCGCCCCGUACUGCGGAACCGUCGACAUCGCCUCCGAGCGAACCGUCAAGGGCGAGGAAAUCGUGACCAAGUCCGGCCUCAAGCAAAACAUCCAACUGAAGCACCUCGGUCGACACCGGAUCACAAUCGGAACGUGCGUCACGCUCGGAACCCUAAUGCAGAUGCGUUUCCCCCACAACCACUUCACCCACAUCCUCGUAGACGAAGCCGGCCAAUGUCUCGAGACGGAAACGCUCAUUCCAAUCACGUUCAUUAACCAACGCUGCGGAACCGUCGUCCUCGCCGGUGACCCGAUGCAGCUCGGACCGAUCGUCAUGAGCACGCACGCGCGUGGCUUCGAACAGUCGCUGCUCGUACGCCUCAUGGACACCCCUCUCUACAAACUGGACAAGAACCGCUUUCCCGACACCGCCGGAUUCAACCCACGCCUCGUCACCAAACUUCGCUACAACUACCGCUCCCUGCCCUGCAUCCUGGACCUGUACAGCGACCUCUUCUACGACUCAUCGCUCAUCGCCUGCGUCCCCGCCGAAGACAGCAACGAAUCCGCCUUCCUCACCCAAGUCAUCGACACCCUCCCCAUCAAACCCUCCCAAACGCCACCCUACGCGUUCAUCUUCUGCGGUGUCAACGGCGUCAACAAGCAGAGCCCCGACAGCCCGUCCUGGUUCAACCCCGCCGAAACCAAAAGCGUCUUCAACCUGCUCCUCAAACUCUACAAAAAGGGCGUCCGCUCGGAGGACAUCGGCGUCAUCACCCCGUACCAGGCGCAGGUCAAGCAAAUCCGCCGAAUCCUCGACGAGUCCGGCUAUGGCGGCUCGUCCGGCCUGCAAAAGCCCAAAAUUGGCUCCGUCGAAGAGUUCCAGGGCCAGGAGCGCCAGGUCAUCAUCAUCUCAACCGUGCGCACCUCCAAAUCCAUGCUGUCGAGCGACCUGCAGCACGCGCUCGGAUUCGUCGCCAGUCCGAAGCGGCUGAACGUGGCCAUUUCGCGCGCCAAGUCGCUGCUCGUCAUCUUUGGCAAUCCGCACCUGCUGUCCGCCGACAAGAAGUGGCUCGAGCUGCUGUUCAAGGCGAUUAACAACGGAACGUACUGCGGGUGCGAACUGCCCGACCAUUUGGCGCCGUUGGCACGCGAGCAGGCGCUGCUGAACGGCGGUGGGGAUGAGCCCGCGCAGGAUGAGGAGGGGAAGGAGUAACCUUUGUCAGAAUUUAACCAAGAACUUUAUUAUUUGAGCAAUAAAACUAAACGUUGAAUUAUUAUAAUUAUUGGUUUGAAACACAACCUCAUUUUAAAAAUGA